AUGCUUUCUCGGGAACACACAACUUGCAUGGACAUGAUGAGUGUGUUAGAGAGACAGGCUGCAAGGUUCAAAUGGCUGCAACAACAGCAACAGCAACUACAACUUAAAGACGCCACCCACUUGCCAAUAAUGCCUCACUUCCAGGGAAUCUUCAGUCAGGUGGAGACUGGGUCGACGACGACUCUGCCGCAGCACGGGGGGAACCAUCAUCUCCUGCUCCCUUCAGGAUUCGAGUUUCUUGCUCCUCCCGACCAAGUUGUCAGCCAUCAUCCUUCUCUUGGAAUUGACCAUUGUCUCUCGAGGACUUCUAGCUGCCACAUGGCGGCGGCGGCUUCGGCUCGGGCGGCGCCCGAGGAGGGGGAAGAGGAUGCUGUGGUGGUUAUGAUGGCAGAGGAAAAUGGAGGAAGAAGCUUGGCGGAUGGUUCAAACAAGAGGAAAACAGAGAACGAAGAAAUUAGAGGGAAGAAGAGAGUGAAAGGAGAAAUGGAGGUGGAGUCUAGCAGAAGCAGAAGUGAAGAGACUAAUUGCAGAGGAGAUUCAACACAGGAGGAAACCCAGAAGAAGAAGAAGAAGGGUUCUUCAUCAGGAGAUGAGAAACAAGAUUAUAUUCACGUCAGGGCACGCCGCGGCCAGGCUACUGACAGUCACAGCUUGGCAGAAAGGGCAAGGAGGGAAAAAAUAAGCAGGAAAAUGAAGUGCCUGCAGGAUUUAGUCCCUGGCUGCAACAAAAUCACUGGAAGGGCAGGGAUGUUGGAUGAGAUCAUCAAUUAUGUUCAGUCCCUCCAGCGCCAGGUUGAGUUCUUGUCAAUGAAACUUGCUGCGGUCAACCCAAGAAUGGAAUUCAACUCCGAUAAGCUCUCUGGCAAAGAGUUUCCUGGUUACCCGAGUUUUCCAACAGCCAUGAACAGCAUGUUUCCAGGAGCAGCAAGUUUGGCGCAGCUUCAGCAGCUUGCAGCGAGCAGAGAAAUGGAAAACCUGACGACGAAUCACAGCCAGAUUUCCUCUGAGAAAACCCAGACCUCCUCGGCUUUCAGUCCUGAACUCUGCCUCGAUUCCUCCAGUUUCCCUCAAGUCCAAGUCCACCAACCUUUCUGGGAAGCGGAUUCGCAGAGCUUCCAGGACAUGGGUUUCCAUCGUUAUCAAGGCUGA
Linum trigynum is the source of this 1149-nucleotide messenger RNA. NCBI's taxonomy places the organism in Eukaryota, Viridiplantae, Streptophyta, Magnoliopsida, Malpighiales, Linaceae. The record is from the annotation of a GenBank genome assembly.